AUGGUCAACUUCCACGAGAGCUCUUCCGAUAUCCAGCUCGAGGACGGUCACAUCCUCGUUGCCCAGUGCAACGACGCUGAUGGUGAGCCUCAAGAGUCUCGCCUUGACCUCGACUACUACAUCGGCAACAACGACGGUGCUUUCUACUGGGGUGGCGAGGGCUUCUCUGGCUCUGCUAGCGAUAUCUCUUUCGACAUGGAGGGCGACGACAACGUUCCUGUGCUCCGUGCUUACCUCAAUCCCGUUGACGGUGACCCCGUUGAGGCCAACGUCAAUCUUGCCGAGUGCAUUGGCAACGACAACGGUACUCUUGUCUACGUUCCUCCUCAGUAA
Molecule: messenger RNA, 333 nt
Organism: Fusarium sp. VM40
Lineage: Eukaryota; Fungi; Ascomycota; Sordariomycetes; Hypocreales; Nectriaceae
Source: the annotation of a GenBank genome assembly